AUGGACGCCGCGCUCAUCGUGCAGAACAAGGGAGGAGGCCACGGAGAGAUCGGAUUCCACCUUGCCCGACAGCUACGCAGCAAGGGGCUCGACGUCACUUUGCUUCAGGAUUCAGCGGCCAAGAUGGAGAAGCUGCCGUUCAAGAACUAUGGCGAGAUCGAGGCCGAGGGAGUCGAGAUCAUCAGCUGCAACCUGGAGGAUCCGUCAAGGAUCUUGUCUUCUCUGUCGGGGAAGAGCUUCACUCAUGUGUUCGACAACUACGCCAAGGAUAAGACAGUCAGCACUGUCGCGGGCCUAGCGAAGAACACCUGGAGGGUCAAGAACUACGCCUACGUGAGCUCAGCAGGCAUGUACGAGAGCAGCGUACCUCAGCCCAUGGUUGAGACCGGUGCUACUAAGGCGACAGGGCAGAGGGCUGUGGAGGAAUUUCUUGCCUCCCAGGAGCUUCCCUGGACUUCUUUCCGCCCUCAGUACAUCUACGGCCCCUACACCAACAAGCGCGACUACCUUGACUGGUUCUUCCACCGCAUCACCAGGGACAGGCCCUGCCCUCUGCCCGGCGAUGGAAACCAGAUGGCCUCUGUGACUCGCGUGGAAGAUGUUGCUGCCAUGCUCGCCAGCGUGGUGGGAAAGGAGGACGCGGCUAAGGGUCAGGUGUUCAACUGCGGAACAGACAACAUGGUUUCUUACCGCCAGAUCUGCGAAAUGAUUGGACAAGUUGUUGGAAAAUCGCCGAAGAUUGUCACCUACAACCCUAAGAGUUUUGAGUUGCCCAAGGGUGCCUUUCCCUUCCGAAACACGGAGUUUUGCGUCACUCCGGAGAAGGCCAAGAAAGUCCUGGGGUGGUCGAGGAAGCACAGCUUGUCGGAAGAUCUGCCGUGGUACUUCGAGUCUUACAAGGCGGCCGGUCUUGAGGGCAAGGCCAUGGAAUUUGAAGCCGAUGAGAUUAUCCUUGGCGCCACUGUCUAG
Guillardia theta CCMP2712 is the source of this 969-nucleotide messenger RNA. RefSeq lists its product as hypothetical. The coding region runs from base 1 to 969 and encodes 322 amino acids. The transcript is spliced from 11 exons. The record is from RefSeq and is a predicted model, not a curated record. Lineage: Eukaryota; Cryptophyceae; Pyrenomonadales; Geminigeraceae.